This is a messenger RNA of Lagopus muta (rock ptarmigan), 5403 nucleotides long. It is a transcript of the gene ERICH5, whose product is annotated as glutamate rich 5. The coding region runs from base 55 to 681 and encodes 208 amino acids. NCBI's taxonomy places the organism in Eukaryota, Metazoa, Chordata, Aves, Galliformes, Phasianidae. The record is from RefSeq and is a predicted model, not a curated record. The transcript has 4 exons.
CUCGCCCUCCCGCCCCCGGCCCCGCCCGCUGCCUUCCCUCGGAGCUGCCGAGCCAUGGGCUGCUCCAGCAGCGCCCGCAGCCGCCCCCAGGAGCCCCCCAGCAGCAGCGGGGCGCCGACGAGGGCAUCAUCGGGGGAGAACUCCCCGAUUGCUGAUGAUUACCAGACCGUAGCUGACCAAACACAGCUGGAUGCAGUGGAGGGUGUGAGCCUGGCCUCUGAGGAGCUGAAAUUGGGCGACCACCUGCCAGGGGAAGAGGCCACAGCCGUGACUCCCGCCUUGGAGCCAAAGAUUGACUUGGUCCCUGAGAGAGAGGAGCCGGAGGGUACUGAGCCGCCGCGUGUAGCACCGGAGCAGAGCUCAGAGCUGCCAUCUGUGUGGCGAGAGGAAAGCAGCGGGACUUCACCGCCAGCACUGAGGGACGGUGGUGGGCCACCAGCACCACGACCGGCAGGUGACAGUGCGCUGGUGGAAAGCACUGACAGCUUUGUGGUGGAAACCAUCAAGAAUGUGCAUAUUGCUGAAGAGGACCACUUCAUUGAGGGUGAGACGGGAGAACAGGUGGAAACUGAGCUGCUCAGUCAGAUAGUAAGUGGAGGGCCUGAAACAAAAGAAGAGGAAACAGGAGAAGUGGAUGGCGCAGCAGCGACAGAGAUAGAGACAACUGGUAACAAAGACUAGAAGCUGCGUCUGUAUGAACAUCCUCUUGUUGGGCCGGCCCUUCUGUCCACAUGAAACUUUUUAAAUUUCACUGCGUUGGGAAAAUAGAGCUUUUUAUGGAUGGAGCCACAAACCAGAAUAAGAAGCAUCAAAGGAGGUUUUAUGUAUGUUUUUGAAGUCAAGCUGCCAAGACUUCAAGUGUUUGAAAUACCUGACCUGGUACCUCCCUGCCACAGAGUGCCUUCCGUACAUCGCCAGCACUGCGGGGUGAUUCUGACAGAUGUAUAACCAUCCAGUUUUCAAUUAGGAGUCUUUCCAGGUUCUAACUUCAAACCUCUGAAACCUUCAGCGUUACAUAGGAUAAAGAAUAUAGUGUAGACUGGUUUUAGUUUCAUUUUAAUGGUAGCAUAAGCAGAAAGUCAGAAAGGGAAGUCCUACUUCUGAGAACUCCUGCAUGUGCAGGUAACCCCUCCGACUGCCUGCACAACCAGGUUAUGGAGCUGCUGCAGCGAGCUGCACUCAGAGGAGUGGCACCCUAACUGCCAAUUUGCUGGGUGUAACUGAAUGCAAAGGUUAGUUUUUCAGGCAGUGAAAGAUACACAGGUUGCAAUGUACAGUAACCAAGUAGGUGCCUUCUGCUAACUCCAUUUUUAAACAUAUUUACUGAAAGGAGGAAAAAAAAUGGCAUUUUUAACCAGGAGGAGAAUGUUUUAGUCUUCUGAAGUCUGGCAUACUUAAAAUACAAAUCCACAGUUGUUAGCACGCAUGGUAAUUAAUAGGGCAUCUUUAGCUAUGUAGCUCCUUACAUACACUCAUGGCUGCUAAAACAGAUACCUAACCAGUGAUGUAUGUAAGCCUGUUCCCAUAGGAGAGGUCAUUGUUCCAUCCCGUUUCUCCAGGAGAAACAUGCAUUCAGGAAUGGUGUUAUGUUCCAGAAUGCUAAGGAAGUAUUUCGGAGCUGAAGCUGAAUGACAAAACCUUCAAACAGAAUGUAUGUUGAAAAGAAGCCCCAUAUAUAAUUGGUCUUAUGGAUCUGAUAGAGUAGAACUUCGAUCUGAUGGUGAGUGAUGCAAAGGGACUCUGUCCAUUUUUAUUGGAGACUGUUUGGAAGACCCUCUGGUGUAAGGAAGUAGAACACGGAGGAAAGGUCAAGCAUCUCAGAAGGGAAAAUGUUGCUAUUUUCAUUAGCUUUACUGUACAAAUGGUCUUCAACAAUGUUACUGUCAGCAGCAAAUUAUCAAAAUCCCCUCUAAGCUAAAUUUUGUGCUGCAUAUGCACGCCUGACUUCAGCUGACUUUGGCCUUAUUAAAUAUUUUAAUUGAUAUCCUUGGCCUACCAGCUUUUUCUCCUUUAGCUGAUGUUCCUUAGCUGUAGCACUGCAUUUAAGGUUUUCUGCCAGUCAGCAAUCUUUUCAGACUGGGCUGUGUUCCUCCUGCAUGCUGGGGAUUUGGUUUCACUACCAGCACCUGAGCUGGCACCACCCAAAUGUAGGGAGUCUGCUGUGCUGACUGCUUGCAAGUUACAUGUUAGAUCCAGAGAUGCAGUUUGACUCCAUAUAUUGAAAGAUUUAAAAACAGAACUGAUGGCAUUUCCGUAAAGACCAGCAGCAUUAACAGCACCAGCAGAGACAGCGUUUGGAAAUAAAAUAGGAAGAUACAAGAGUCAAGAUAAACUGUUCACCUCAGAAUCACUCUCACUGCCACCACUGUUACAAGGAAGACAGGUGACAGUAUACACUCCUACCUCCUUAUUCAGCUUUUUCAAUCAUUAGAAGCAAUGCUAAUUGGAAACAAGAGGAAGGUUACCCGACCAGUGACUCAGCAGGUCAGCCCUUCUCUGUCAUCGUCAGUCUUUACGUAUCUUGUAAUGCUUGGCACUGUGCUAAACAUGAAAUGUUAAUUGUAUUAAUUACAAAAUCAGAAUUCAGAUGCUAGACUUAUGCUGAACAUCCCUCUUUUGAGAAAUAAGACAGGAUCCCGCUGAGGCCUAGUAUUUAUGGUCUCUAAGCUACUACAAUGUGUACCAUGCAUAAAGGGCCAAAAUGCAUGCAGUUAUUUGUUUCUGCAAACCUCUGCACAUCACAGAGAUUGCCAAGGGCAGAAAUUGGUCUGUGGAUCAAACAGCUUGCUCAGCUUGAAUGCUCAGAAGAGGAUAUGCUCUGGUACCUGUUUACAAGAUAUACCUGCAGAGCUAGUACAAUGUACCUUAGCAUUUAUUUUAAACAUCACCAAAAUAAAAAGGCAUAAAUGUGUAUCGAAAGCUGGACAAUCUUAAAUCUCAAACUUCAUCCAAGCUAGCACUUACCGUUCUGUGCUACACUAAGUGUUGAAUAGAAUCACAGAAUGGCCUGGGUUGAAAAGGACCACAAUGAUCAUCUGGUUUCAACCCCCUGCUGUGUGCAGGGUCACCAACCACCAGACCAGGCUGCCCAGAGCCACAUCCAGCCUGGCCUUGAAUGCCUCCAGGGAUGGGGCAUCCACAGCCUCCUUGGGCAACCUGUUCCAGUGUGUCACCACCCUCUGGGUGGAAAACUUCCUCCUAGUAUCUAACCUAAACCUCCCCUGUCUCAGAUUAAAACCAUUCCCCUUGUCCUAUCCACCUUUUUAGUCAUUCUCCCUCCUGUUUAGGAGGAAUAGGACUCUUCAUUGAAUAGAUCUCCACUCUAACUAGAAAGGUAGACAUUUUGUUUCAGUUACUGAAAACCACAGCCUUCUAGAAGUUAAAUUUGGACCCUGCUGGAUCUGUGCAGAUAUACAUGCUAGUGGUAGGAUCCCAGAAGGUACUCAGCAAUCUGGCUUGGAAAGGCUGGCUCUUCUACUCAACGCAUAACUUCUUUCAGAUGAAUACUAUAUUGAGAGCAAGGUGCUUGUAGCAGAACAUUAGGCAGGUUAAGCUUUGUUACAUGUUUUAACAGAGAACAAAGUUUUAUUAAAAUUGCCUACCAAGCUUUAUUUUUGCAUUGUUUAAUCUGUGGGGAACAUAACUGUUAGGAUAAAAAAAGCUAAAAGAAAACCCUGGGAGAAUAUGCAAAUUUAGGAACUGCUUUGCUUUUGCAGAACUAGAAGACCUCAUUUUGUUUCAUGCUGGCAGCUCAGUCUAGCAAACAAAGAAAAGCUUCGCUUACCUUAAGUCCAUUUAAAACUGGAUUUAUUAAGUAUUUUAUAUGUUGCUGAACCAAGACCAAGGAGGUACUCACAACAAUUGUGUUUCAUAUUGGGUAAUUAUAUGGCUCUGCUUUUUGAAAUAAAAAACAGAAUAAAGAAAUAGAACAACUGCUUUAAAAAAAAAUAAAGUUUUAAACGUCUGUGGAAGGCUGAUGUUUAUGUUAACUGCUACAUUAUAGCUGUAAAUUAUUGAAUAAUUGAAAGAAGCUCUAUUUGUGUACCUGAAGAAUAUAUAUUUAGGCAUCUGGACUCCAGCUAAAAGCUAGAUAAUAUUAGAGCUAAAAGUGAUUUUAAAUCAUUACUACAGAAUGGCAUCAGUUAUAUUUCAGACUCAGUCUGAACCUUUCUGAGGAAAGCAGUGAUAUAUUCACAUUCUGUGUACCAACGAAGACACCCAAAGGAGUUCUGUAUUGCUGUGUGUUGUGCUGAGGGACAUGGUUUAGUGGGGAAAUACUGUGAUAUGAGGGCAGUUGGACUGGAUGAUCUUAGAGAUCUCUUCCAACCUUGGUGAUUCUGUGAGAACAAAUGGAAAAUCACCAGCAGGAAGGAGAAAAAAAAAAGGAAAAUAAAAAUCAAAACUGCCAUCUAGUGUUAGGUGUUAAGAUCAGCAAAGCAGCAGUACAGAACAAUUAAGGCAGGCAUCUUACACUGAAAAAUGUUGUGAGGCAUAACUGUCAGUAUUCUUGUACAAAGAUGAAUUUAGCUCGUGUUCAACAUUACUGAGAUCUGCUGAAGAUGAACUAUAAUUGUGCUACAAAAACAGCUAACUGUGUUCCAACAGGGCAGUUAUAUGUGAGCAAAGCUGUAGCAGAGAAACAUGCAAAAAUAUAAAUUAGGAAUCUGCUUAAAUAAUCUAAUUCCACUUCAUUGUGUUAUUCUUUACUGACAGAACAAAGCAACUUCUGCUCUAAGUUUCCUAGAAAGUUAUAUUCACAUCACUACUAAUUCCUAACACGUCCGAUGCUGUUUUGGUGGGAUCACUUCUUAAAUCAAAGCUGUAGAAAAGAAAAGAUGUUGACAGUAUAGCCAGAGAGAGAACAAGGAGAAGCCAAGACUAAUAGCAUUCAUGUGCAGAAAGUUUGUGUGUAGCAGUCAGGUACUUUUCAAAGGUCACUGCUUCAAAGUUCAGAAAGCAAGGAGAAAUUGUUCAUUUAUCCUAAAAACACAAAAAAAACCCCAAGAAAAAGACACAGCCAAUAUUGUGUUAGGUAAGCAGUUACAGGGAGAAGACAGGGAAUCAACUCUAUCCUGAGUUAGCUAGUUUUCAAACUAGUUCUUUAAAACAAUUAAGUAAAAACCUCCAUUUCUGCUUGCUUAGAUAGAAGAUGAAUGCAGAGGAAUGGGAUAGCUUGCUAACACCAGCCUGACUUCUCAGUACUGCCUAAACACACCAAGCAGGUUCAUUCUCUCUCUCAAUGGCAGAGAGAAACGCCAAGAACUGUACUGCCAUAGUAGCUGAAAGCUUUCUCUCUUGAAGGAUUGUUUUCACCCAUAGCUACUGGGCAAGAGAUAAUGAACCUACUCUUUUGGUUUGAAUCAUUUCUUAAAGAAAAAGCAAGAUAGGGAUGUUGGGUUUUGC